GGUUGAACAGUUUUCUGUCAAAGUUAAUAAUUAUCAUUUGUAGAAAUGUUUAUGUUGGAGUAGAUACUAUUUGAUUCAGAGACUUAAAGAUGUUUUUUGACCAUCCAGCUGUCAUGCUUUGUUUUUUUGUUUUUUUAACCAAGAUUACAUUCAGGGCACUGAGCCAGAAGCUGACUAAUGGCUUGAGAGUAGUUGAGGAUGUGCUAAGGUUUUUGUGACGGAGGGAGUCACCUGAGAGAAUGCUCCUCAUCUCUGCUAUAUAAGACCGAGCAGACGGGGAGGAGACCACGAAGAAGCUCCACGAGCAGGAGAGCAGAACGAUAACAAUCAGCGCCAAGCAAGAUCCCUCUCUUAAACAAUCUGCACAAAAGAACACAGGCAGCUUAAACAAUGAAAAGUGCUCAGUCUCUUGCUGGACUUAUGCUCCUUGUCAUCAUCCAAAGCAGUUGGCAGGUGCCUGACCAGGACACAGACCGAACACCGCUAUUGUUGAGUGAAAACUCAAUUUUAAGUGAUCCCAGUGAGUUCCCAAACAUGAAGAGGCAUUCAGAGGGAACAUUUUCCAAUGACUACAGCAAAUACCUGGAAACAAGAAGAGCCCAAGACUUUGUCCAGUGGCUGAAGAAUUCAAAAAGGAACGGGAGCUUAUUCAGACGCCAUGCAGACGGCACCUACACCAGCGACGUGAGCUCUUACCUGCAGGACCAGGCAGCCAAAGAGUUUGUCUCCUGGUUGAAGACCGGCCGAGGCAGAAGAGACUAAACUCCUCAAGCUGUUCUUGCGAAACGAAGCAGCUGUUUUUCACUGAUUCUGUGCAAUUACAUGUGUCACGACCUGUACUACACUUUCUUCUGGUAACACAAUUAAAUGUGUCUUCACAAGAA
This is a messenger RNA of Poecilia latipinna (sailfin molly), 884 nucleotides long. It is a transcript of the gene gcgb, whose product is annotated as glucagon b. The record is from RefSeq and is a predicted model, not a curated record. Gene Ontology annotation, biological process: response to starvation. The transcript has 4 exons. Bases 391 to 762 code for a protein of 123 amino acids. Gene Ontology annotation, cellular component: extracellular region. Gene Ontology annotation, molecular function: hormone activity; glucagon receptor binding. NCBI's taxonomy places the organism in Eukaryota, Metazoa, Chordata, Actinopteri, Cyprinodontiformes, Poeciliidae.